Adineta steineri is the source of this 720-nucleotide messenger RNA. The record is from the annotation of a GenBank genome assembly. NCBI's taxonomy places the organism in Eukaryota, Metazoa, Rotifera, Eurotatoria, Adinetida, Adinetidae.
AUGACAACUACUAAGAAACAUUUGAAAUCAGAUUCUGAUUGUCCACCAUUAAAAGAAAAUCAAUUAAGAUUAUAUAGCAUGCGUUUUUGUCCGUUUGUACAACGAACUAAACUUGUUUUAGCUGCUAAAAAUAUUCCUUAUGAAGAAAUACUUAUCAAUCUUGGUGAUAAGCCCGAUUGGUAUAUAAAAAAACAUCCAGCUGCAGAUGUUCCAUUAUUAGAAUGGAUUGAUGGUGGUUCAAAAAAAGCACAAUCAAUACCAGAAUCACUUGUUAUCAGUGAUUAUCUCGACAAUUUAUAUAACGUACAUCGUCUCCAUCCUAAUGAUCCAUUUACUAAAGCUAAACAACAAAUACUUCUUAGUAAAUAUGGAAAUGUAAUGUCUUCUUUUUAUAAAAUAGUUCGACAAAGUGAAGGUAAUAAUAUUGAAGAAUUAAAUAACACUUUAGCUAUUUAUGAAGAAGCACUUCAUGAUACAUUUUUUGGUGGAUUCAAACCAGGAAUGUUUGAUUUUAUGAUAUGGCCAUGGUUUGAACGUUUCCCAGUUAUAAGUGAAUCUGGUUUUGUCUUGAAUGCUGAUGGUAAAUUACCCAAACUUGCCAAAUGGGUUGAAGCAAUGAAAGCAAAUGAAGUUGUUCAAAAAGUGAAAGUACCUGAAGAAAUGAUGAAAAAGUUUUUUAACACUGUUCGAGAAGGCAAAGCAGAUUAUGAUAUUGAAUAG